AUGGGACAAGAUGCUAGUAUGGUUCAUAAAUUGGAAGAACAAUUAUCUAAGUCUUUUAACAUGAAAGAUUUAAAUCCAACAAGGCAGAUUCUCGUUGGUGUAAUGAGCAGAUUUCUUUCUAAUUUAGGAAGGUUCACUGAGAAAACAGCGGAUGCUAUUGAGAAAAAUCAUAUUGAUGUGAAUGUAGUAGAUAUAUUGACUAAGAUACUUCCUAGAAAAAAGCUUAAGCUCUGUAGUAACUUGGCCAGAAUGGAUUUCUUGGCUAAGGAAUAUGUGGGAUCCAACCCCAUGAUAUUAGUCUUAACCAUUCAAAGGCCAUGGGCCUUAUGUGUUUUAAGCUACCCUAAGAGAGCCUUAGGUAAUAAAAGAAAAAAAAAGUUGCAUUUUUUGGUUUGCAAUUCAGAGUUUCACAUUCUAAACAGUGAAAAUCAGAUGUUUCGCCUUAGUUUGGGGAAGCUUAGAGACGUCUUAUAUGAUGCUAAAGAUGUGCUUGAUAAAUUCAGGAUAAGUCAUAAAAUCAAAAGAAUCAACGAAAAGCUAGAUACGAUUGCUAGUGAUUUCAAAAAAUUUAAUCUUGGACUUGAAGAGAAAGUUCAGAACCGACAUGUUAGUCUUAGAGAUGCCCACUCCUUUGUUAUACCUUCUAAUGUGAUAGGUCGAAAUCAAGCCAAAGAAAACAUCAUAGAUGUUUUAGUCAAGCCAACCGUUUUUGAAAAAAUCCCCGUCAUCCCUAUAGUUGGAAUCGGAGGUUUAAGGAAAACCACACUUGCUCAACUUGUGUACAACGAUGAAAGGAUCACUAAGGUCUUUCCCUUGAAAAUAUGGGUGUACGUGUUAGAUGAGUUUGGUCUUGCUAGGUUGCUCUGUGAUAUUAUUUACUCCAUUACGGAGGAAAGAUGUAAUGGCUUGCCAGUUAAUGCAUUGCAAACUCAUUUGCGAAUGCUUUUAAAUGGUAAAACUUUUUUGCUUGCUUUAGAUGAUGUAUGGAACAAAGAUCAUGUAAAAUGGAUGGAACUGAGAGAUUUACUGAUGACGAUGGGUAACUUUCAACAAAGUAAAAUUAUUGUGACUGCACGAAGUUCAAAAGUUGCUUCGACCGAAGGGGAUGAGAAAGUUUACCGAAACCUUAUGAGAAUUGGUGACGAAAUUGUGAAAAAAUCCAAAGGGGUUCCAUUGGUCUUAACUUAUUUGUCAUUGUUUCCAAAGGACAUUAUUUAUGAUACUGAUUAUAUCGUCCAAUUCUGGAUGGCCAUUGGACUUAUUGAAAGCCCUAAGCAAAACGAAGAGGGUUCUGUCCAAGAUGUCGAGGAUAAACAUCCAUUUUACACAUUUAAAAUCCAUGGCCUAAUGCAUGAUCUCUUGUCAAAUAUGUCUCAAGAUGACUGCUUAACAAUUUAUCCUCAUACGGUAAAUGCUGCUAAAAAUACUCGACAUCUGUUAUUUUCGAAUGAUAAUCCAUUGGGAGCUCCACAAUCAUUUUCGAAGAAUUUAAAAGUUGUGCGGACAUUGGUGAUCUUACCUUCUUCAGGAAGAAAUAGGAUAAUUGAGGAACAUUUUGUAAAUGCUUCUAUCUUGAAUUUCGAGUUCCUUCGGCUACUUGAUCUCUCCUCUUCAUCUUGGGAUGUAUUGCCCAAUUCCGUUGGCACCUGGAAGCAUUUAAGAUAUCUUAACUUAUCCAGGUAUCGAAGAAUGAGGAAACUUCCUACUUCUAUCCGUAAACUUCAGAGCUUGCUGACAUUACGGUUAGCUGGCGUUCCACUGAUUGAAGUACCUGAAUGUUUGCAAAGCUUGAUUAAGUCUCAGAUUUCUAGAGAUAGCCACAGAUUCUGUGGUUUUAAGGGAUAUUCAACCAGGAUGUUAGAGUUCGCUUCAGUUGUUGCGCUUGUUCGACUGUGA
This is a messenger RNA of Durio zibethinus, 1896 nucleotides long. The record is from RefSeq and is a predicted model, not a curated record. NCBI's taxonomy places the organism in Eukaryota, Viridiplantae, Streptophyta, Magnoliopsida, Malvales, Malvaceae.